CCCAUAGAGAUCCCACAGCGAUCCCUCAGAAAUCCCACAGAGAUCCGACAGAAACCCCAUAGGAAUUCCAGCGGUCCCACAGCGAUCCCGGCAUGGGGAACAUCGCCUGCGUCCCGCAGGCUCCCGGCGGCUUCAGGAGCUCCUUCCGAAGGAAACCCUCGCUGAAGAAGGAACAAAAUGGCAAGAAAAAGCUGCCCAGCUUUUUUGGGAUGGAUGGAAGUGAGGAGAGGGACACGACCACGGACAAAAUCCUGCAGUACAUUCCAGCAAAGAUCAUCCAGAAGCAGGAAAACCAGAAGGAAAACUUGGAGCAGAGGUUCCCCAGCCUGUUCAAGAAGGGCCGAAGGAAAACAAUGGUCAGGAAUUUGGGCAAGAUGAUUUAUUACUCCAAGGUCAAGUUUAAGUUCCAGCACUGCCAGGAGGUCAACAGCUGCUUCCUGGAGCUCUUCCAGUCCUACCUGUACUUCCAGUCCACGGCUCCCAACGGCCUCACCUACCAGGGGCUGCUGCCUCUGAAGGAGCUGCAGGUGCGUGAGCUGGGGGCUGGGCAGGAGCUGGGGCAGCAGGACCACGCUUUCCACAUCUCAGGGCCCCUGCUGAACCCCCUGGUCGUGUUCUGCCCCUCGGAGGCUGAGCUCAGGCAGUGGCUGUACCACCUGGAGAAGCAGAUCCAGCUGUGUGGAGGGAGCCUGGCCCUGCCCCUGCUGUCCCAGGCUGGCCGUGGCCCCAGGGAGGGGCUGCUGUGGUCGGUGCAGAACCUGCCCGUGCAGGACUGGAGAGGGACCCAGCGCCAGUCCCUGGGGGAAAUCCUGUGUGUGUCCAGGGUGAGGCUGCAGCACCUGCCCUUCCAGGAGCAGCACGAGCGGCUGCUGCUGCUCUACCCCUCCACGCUGGUGAUCGUGUCCGAGGAGCCCCACGGCCUCUGCUUCAAGGGAGAGCUCCCACUCAACGCCAUCCAGGUGCUUUUCGAGGAGAACGACAAAACCUCGUUCCUGAUCGAAGGCCGGCUGAUAAAUUCCAUCCGAGUGACCUGUCCCAGCUACCGGGAUUACCAGGAGUGGCUCUACUGCCUGAAAACGGCGCAGUUCCGGAACGCCGACCCCUCCCUGUCGGGCUCCGAGAGCUUCUCGGGCUCCAGGCUGCCCCACCCCGGCCAGUUCACCAGCAGUGGGAGGGGAUCCCUGAGCUCGGACGGCCGGACCAACUCCUGGGCGUCCGGAGGCAGAGUGACCACGCUGACCCAGCUGUCCCAGGCCAGUGGCUCCCUGCCUGAUGGCCACUGCUUCCUGCCCCCCCCCGAGGAGCCCCUCUCCCCUGGCUACUCCCAGCCUCUGCAUAGCCUGGCUCAGCCCGGCUGGCCCAGCCUGGGGCAGGAGCUGCGCAGGGGGAGCAGCGCCAGGAGAGCCAAGGGCAGGAGCAGCAGCGGGCAGGAGCCCCCGAGGAGCCUGUGCAGCCUGAUCCCCGAAAACCCCACAGCUGAGAUCCCCUUCCUGCCACAGGAACACCUGAGCCGUGCUCUGCAUCCCCCAGGUGUCCCCUGUGCGCUGGCAGACGCGCCCUGUCCCUGCCGGGACUCCGUGGGCUCCUCCCACGACUACGCCGAGCUCCAGAGCUCCCAGAGCGACUUCAGCUACGACAACCUGUGGGAGGCCGAGGAGAGGGAGCUGGGGCCCCCCUGCAGCCCCCCGGGCCCUGCCCAGGACCAGCUCCAGGUGUUCCAGGUCUAGGGGCUGCUCCAGGCACGGAAAUCGCCGGGUUCUUCCUUCACUGGGAUCGGGGAUGCCGAGGGAAGAGCCCUGAGCUGCUCCAGACACAGAAAACCUGCUGGGAUUUUCCCUCCCUGGGAUCGGGGAUGCCGAGGGAAGAGCCCUGAGCUGCUCCAGGCACGGAAAUCGCCGGGUUCUUCCUUCACUGGGAUCGGGGAUGCCGAGGGAAGAGCCCUGAGCAGCUCCAGGUGCAGAAAUCGCCGGGUUCUUCCCUCCCUGGGAUCGGGAAUACCGAGGGAAGAGCCCUGAGCAGCUCCAGGCACAGAAAAGCUGCUGGGAUUUUCCCUCCCUGGGAUCAGGGAUGCCGAGGGAAGAGCCCUGAGCUGCUCCAGGGCUCCAGUUCCUGCCCAGACCCGGCUGUGGGGCAGAGCACGGCAGCUCCAGGCUCUGGGGGGCUGCAGGAACAGCUCAGGGGGAGCUGUGCCCCCCGAAAAUGGAGCAGCAAAAAGGGCCAGGCUCCCUCAGCUGGGAGGGACUCGGUGCCCAAAGCCAAAAUCCUGCCCGGAUUUGUGGGAUUUGUGGGAUUCCUUCACAGCAGAGCCCUCAGCUGGUGCCUCUGAGGAUCCCCCCAGAGAGCUCUGGAGGCUGCAGGGGGGCUCUGGGCCGUCCUGGCCCGGCACACGAGGCUGGCAGGGACGUUUGUGCUGCCAGGAUUGUCCUCCUGGAAAACCAGAGGCUCCAGAACAGUCAUUCUGCAACACCAGAGGCUCCCAGGAUUGUCCUGUGAACCCAGGAUUGUCCUUCUGCUGCCAGGAUUGUCCUCCAGAAACACCAGAGGCUCCAGAAUAGUCAUUCUGCAACACCAGAGGCUCCCAGGAUUGUUAUGCAAGACCAGAAUUGUCCUUCUGCAACACCAGGGACUCCCAGGAUUGUCCUCCAGCAACACCAGAGUCUCCCAGAACAGUCAUUCUGCAAGCCCAGAGGCUCCCAGAAUUGUCCUCCUGUAAAAUCAGAGGCUCCCAGAAUUGUCCUGCAAGACCAGAAUUGUCCUUCUGCAAAACCAGGGACUCUCAGGAUUGUCCUCCUGCUCAACCAGAGGCUCCCAGAAUUGUCCUCCUGUUCUCAGGAUUGUCCUGCAAGACCAGGAUUGUCCUCCAGCAACACCAGAGACUCCCAGGAUUGUCUCAUGGAAAACCAGAGACUCCCAGGAUUGUCCUGCAAGACCAGAA
Oenanthe melanoleuca is the source of this 2935-nucleotide messenger RNA. It is a transcript of the gene PLEKHN1, whose product is annotated as pleckstrin homology domain containing N1. Bases 93 to 1727 code for a protein of 544 amino acids. The transcript is spliced from 14 exons. The record is from RefSeq and is a predicted model, not a curated record. Gene Ontology annotation, cellular component: mitochondrial membrane; cytoskeleton. Gene Ontology annotation, biological process: 3'-UTR-mediated mRNA destabilization; positive regulation of apoptotic process; response to hypoxia. Lineage: Eukaryota; Metazoa; Chordata; Aves; Passeriformes; Muscicapidae. Gene Ontology annotation, molecular function: phosphatidylinositol phosphate binding; phosphatidylserine binding; phosphatidic acid binding.